This is a messenger RNA of Drosophila teissieri, 1719 nucleotides long. RefSeq lists its product as uncharacterized. Lineage: Eukaryota; Metazoa; Arthropoda; Insecta; Diptera; Drosophilidae. The transcript has a single exon. The record is from RefSeq and is a predicted model, not a curated record. Bases 1 to 1719 code for a protein of 572 amino acids.
AUGUUCCGCCAAGUCUACAUGUUUGCCAAGGAUCGCAGAUUCCAAUACAUUCUUUGGAGAACGUCGCCAUCGCAACCAUUGAGCACCUUCGAAUUGAAUACUGUAACUUAUGGCACAGCGGCUGCACCGUAUAUAGCCAUACGCAGUUUGUCGUAUCUAGCCGACAAAUUCAUGGACAAAUUGGAGAUUGGAGCUAAAGCCAUCAAAUCGUCUUUCUAUGUGGAUGACUUCCUAGGUGGAGCGGAUACGGUAGAGGAGCUACAUCAAAUCAAAAGGGAAGUUACAGCGAUUCUACAGGAUGGCCAAUUAGAACUCGCAAAAUGGCAUUCAAAUCACUGCAAGUUUGUCGAUGUCGCUACAGUCAAACAUUUGCAGUUGGACGACGAAAUGCUAACCAGCACGCUUGGCCUAAAAUGGGACCAAGUAGGGGACACAUUCAUGUUCUCGUUCUCGCCAAGAUUCGAUUCGGACCACGUCACCAAGCGCUCGAUUUUGUCCAUAGUCUCUUCGCUGUUUGAUCCGUUGGGAUUAGUUACUCCCAUCAUCAUAGUGGCAAAAAUUAUCCUCCAGGAGCUGUGGCUCCUAAAACUAUUUUGGGACGAGUCAGUACCCCAAGGCAUUCAUACAGCUUGGAUGUCCCUGCUUGCAUCGCUUUCGUCGUUGGAGUCUGUAGCAAUACCACGAUAUUGCCUCCAAUCAAUGAUACAUACCUUUCAAAUACACGGCUUUUGUGACGCCUCCAUUCGAGCGUAUGGAUGCUGCAUCUACGCCCGCACAAUCGGAUCAGAUGGGCUGACCAAGGUGCAGCUAAUCACAUCGAAGUCCAGAGUUGCUCCCACCAAGAAGCUAUCUCUGCCGAAAUUAGAACUGUGUGGAGCACAUUUGUUAGCACAGCUCUACAAAAAAAUCAUUAGAAUCCUCGCUGACAGAAAGCCGACUUCGUUCUUAUGGUGCGAAUCUCAAAUUGUUCUACAUUGGAAUCGCCAACACUCGGCCACCUUAUCAACCUUUGUCGGCAAUCGAAUUGCCGAAAUUCAAGAACUCACGUCAGAUUGCCACUGGAGACAUGUUCCUACUCACUGCAACCCGGCUGAUAUCUUGUCCAGGGGCUGCACUAUCACCAAGUUGGAACAAUCGAUAUGGUUCGAGGGACCUGAGUUCCUAGGCCAAGAUCAUCAACAUUGGCCAAAGGACAGUCGAGACAACAGUGACAUUGAUAUGGAAACUGUCCAACUGGAGAAGAGAAAAUCAGCCUUUGGCGUACACACGACUAGUAAUCAACUGCUUGAAGGAAUCUACAAGAUCAGUUCGCAUCAUCGCUGCCUACUAGUUAUCGCUUGGAUGUACAGAUUUACUCAGCGCUGCCGUAAACAAACGCCAUUCCAAUCACCGUCGCCGACGCCAGCAGAACUGAUGCGGGCGCUACAUUGCAUCGUCUGGAAUAUUCAAACUAUUCACUUCGCUCAAGGGAUGUCCUCGGUGCUGAAGGGCCAUCCGAUUCGCACUAACCUUAAAAAUCUUAGUCUCUACCUCCAGGUUACAGAUGGCUUCCAAAUGCUAAAGGUCGGAGGGCGCCUGGAGCUAGCAGACUACCCAGGAACCAUCCUGUGCUGCUCCCAGCUAAGGAUCCAUUUGUGUCACAGUUCGCUCGACAUCUUCAUCUACAGAACUAUCACGCCGGUCCACGGACGCUCUUCGCUCGUUAGAAAACAGUUCUGA